Molecule: messenger RNA, 1517 nt
Organism: Jatropha curcas
Lineage: Eukaryota; Viridiplantae; Streptophyta; Magnoliopsida; Malpighiales; Euphorbiaceae
Product: putative magnesium transporter NIPA6
Biological process (GO): magnesium ion transport
Cellular component (GO): membrane
Molecular function (GO): magnesium ion transmembrane transporter activity
Source: RefSeq, a predicted model, not a curated record
AGCAGAGAAACAUACAGUGGCGUUGAAGAGGAAUGGCAGGUGGGAAAUAAUAACGACCAUCUUUCUCCUACACAGUUGUUGUUGUAUUCGUCAUACAUCAAAACGCAAGAAGUAGAGAGAGAAAAAGGAAAUUAAAUAAACAAAGAAAGAGAUACACACUUGUACACUAGUCUUCGUUGUCUAGGGUUCUUCUUCAGAUCAAAAUCCCAAAAAUCCCUAAUCCAAAUUUUCUAUAAUAAUAAUAAUAAUUUGCGACAUUGUUAGUAUUGCCAUCAUCGAUUCAUAUCUAAAAAUAAAUCUAAUGUGUAGAUGUACUCGAGCAAUUUGAAAGGGUUUAUACUGGCAGUUGUCUCCAGUGCUUUUAUAGGCUCAAGCUUCAUCAUCAAGAAGAAGGGUCUCAGGAAGGCCAGCGUCAACGGCCCUCGUGCCAGUGUUGGAGGAUAUGGUUAUCUGUUGGAGCCACUCUGGUGGAUAGGCAUGGUUACCAUGAUCGUUGGAGAGAUUGCAAAUUUUGUAGCUUACAUUUAUGCUCCUGCUGUCCUUGUUACGCCACUUGGUGCUUUGAGUAUCAUUGUUAGUGCUGUGUUAGCCCAUUUCUUGUUGAAGGAGAAACUACAGAAAAUGGGAAUGUUGGGUUGUCUUCUAUGCAUAGUGGGUUCCACAAUGAUUGUUCUACAUGCACCUGAAGAACAGUCCAUUACGUCUGUUGAAGAAAUAUGGGAAUUGGCUAUCCAGCCAGCAUUUCUUUUGUAUACAGCCUCUGUUGUAGCGGUUGCAUUGGUACUGAUAUUAUAUUGUGCCCCCCGCUAUGGCCAGACCAACAUCAUUAUCUAUAUAGGAAUAUGCUCUAUAAUUGGAUCAUUGACGGUUAUGAGCAUAAAAGCUAUUGGCAUUGCAAUAGAACUAACACUGGAGGGCAUAAACCAGGCCAAAUAUUUCCAGACAUGGAUUUUUGCAAUGGUUGCAAUUACCUGUAUCAUCACUCAGUUAAAUUAUCUAAACAUGGCAUUAGAUACUUUCAACACAGCAGUUGUUUCUCCGAUCUAUUAUGCCAUGUUCACAUCUUUUACAAUAUUUGCCAGUGCUAUAAUGUUUAAGGAUUAUUCUGGUCAAAGUGCAAGCAGUAUAGCAUCUGAGCUUUGUGGAUUUAUUACUGUGUUAUCUGGGACUGCUGUAUUACACAGUACAAGGGAGCCUGAUCCACCUUUUAUAACAGAUCUUUACACACCAUUAUCUCCAAAAGUAUCAUGGUACAUCCAAGGAAAUGGUGAACUGUGGAAGCAGAAAGACGAGGAUGGCCAAACUUCGAAUUUUUUCACAUUUCUCCGGCAAGACUAUUUCAAGUAAAUAAAAUAUGCUGGGGGCAUUGAAGAUUUGAAUCUUCUGAAUCCUAUAGGGUUGUGCAGGUGAAAAGUCUGGUAAUUCUUUUUAUUAGGGAAAUUCUUUUUGUUUCUUUUGCCUAUCAAACAAAAUUAUUUAUCCAUUUCAUGCUGCAGUCUCAGUGACCAUUUAACUUA